UGUUUUUUAGCUCGAUAAAUCUAACUACAAGUGAAAGUACUACGGGGAGGUAGACCUGAUUGGGAUAGUCAAAAUGCCGGAAACAAAGAAGCUGAAACUGCAAGAUGUCUGGCGCAGCUGCAACAAGAUCCGUGCCGCUGUAUGCCGAGUGGGCCUUAACCUGUGGGACUAUUAUAAACCCUUAGACCCUAACGGCGACUGCCUCGUCUCAGAGUCGAAGUUCGUCUCAAUCUUGGCGGGGCCCUUGCGAGGGCCGAUUGGCUUGUCGGACGAAGAGAUCUGCGACCUCGCCAGUUACUUUCGCAUCCAGGAUGGCCGCAUUCUGUAUUCGCAAUUCUGCGAAGUGAUCCACGAUAGCGUUCCCGAGUUCGGCAGGAACAAGCCGCUCGUCACGGGCUUAGAACGGGAAGACCCGUUACACGUGAAUCGCCUGAGCACGACGGAGCACAGAAAGCUGUCCUUAAUUAUCACGCAGAUAGCGAUUCUCGCCAACAAGAGGAAAAUCGUACUAAAGCCGUACUUCCAGGACUACGAGUUGAUAGCGAAGAAUGCCGGCACGGUGACCAUCGGUCAUUUCGGCAGAGUUUUAACAUUCCUGGGAAUUAUCUUAGCUGCGGAGGAAUUUUGUUUACUUGUCAAGAGAUUCGGUAAGGAUGGAUACACGGUAAACUACGUGGCUUUUGUGAAAGCCAUCGAGGACGUUCAGGAUUAUUUGGAUACGCAUGGAAUGACGAGCCUUGGAGGAGAUCUGUUGGAUCAGUGCCCUGGCAAAAUAAUCACAGCUGAAUUACCGAAGCUCCCAAGGCCGGAGAUCUGUAAGAAAUCGGCCGCGUCCAUUUUUGGCAACCAAACGGUCUUUCAUCCGGUAAUGGAUAAACCAAAAGAACCGAUGUCUCUCAUGGAGGUCAUCCAUCGAAUCCAGAGACAUAUACUUGAAAAUCGCAUUCGUAUUCACGAGUUCUUUAAGGAUUUCGAUCUACUAAAUUCAGGACGUGUAACAAUUCCCAAUUUUCGCAGAGGAUUGGACGCUCUUCUAAUUUCGUCCUUAGGGAAACUAUAUUUAGACGAGAAUGAAAUCGAUGAGUUGAUCGCUCUUUACACGGAUCCUAACGACUUGGAUCGGGUAUGUUGGAGGACUUUUGAGGACGACAUAGAUCACGUAUUUACGGUGAAAGAAUUGGAGAAGUAUCCGAAUUUAAAGGUUGACUGCCCAUCGCCGGAAGUUGCGAAUUUGAAACGACCAGGCCAGAAAGACUGGCACUGUGCACCGAAGAGUAUCCGGGAAUUAUGCGAAGAUACUUUACAGCAAAUCCGAUUUCGAAUAAAUAACAGAGGGAUUAUGCUGGAGCAAUUUUUCAAGGACUACGAUAAACAUAAUUACGGGUAUGUAACGAGAACUCAGGUGAGGAAAGUUCUUACAACAGCCGCUAUACUUCUUUCUCAAGAGGAAAUCUCCGCCUUGGAGCAAAGGUACAUCGACGAUAUGGGGUUCAAUUAUUCUUGGUUCCUUGAAGAAUUGGAAGCGCUGCCCGUCGCUGAACCGCUUUAUAACGAAGUGUUGCAAAAAAUGCAGAAAGUCAACGCUGAAAAGCCAACACCGGAGCCCACUGAAGACGAGACGAACAUUGUGAUGGUAUUGGCGAAGGUCAAAGCAAAAGUAGUACGUGAAAGAAUUAAGGUUAACGAAUUCAUGCAGCCUUUCGAUGUCCAUAAAGAACUUGUAAUUAAAAAAGCCGACUUUAUUCGAGGCCUCGACCAGCUGAGAUGCAAUCUCACUUGCAACGAAGUAGCUACCAUCAUGAGAGUAUUCCAAGUUCCUCUGAGGCCUGAGUACGUUGAGUACGCAAGGUUCGCAGAGGUUGUCGAAGAGGCGGUAGCAACAGGAUCUCUAGAAAGGGCACCAUUGUUGGUGCCUAUUCAGCAUGUGCCCUCGGAAGCAUGCCCAAGAACAUUUUUGAACUUUGACGAAAGGCGACUGCUUGCUCAAGCCAUGGACAAGCUUAGUACAAUAAGGAAUCAUAAUCUUGAAGAACUAUUUAAGGACUAUGAUAAAGAGAACAUUGGGACGACUUCGAAAAUCAGGCUCAUAAAAGCCUUGUCCGUUCGGAACAUGUUGAACAUGAUCAGCAGUAACGAACUUGAUGUGGUUCACAAAUGUUUUUCCGUGGAAAGAGGUGGUGCCCUCGAGAUCGAUUAUCGAGCAUUUUUGUACGCGCUCCAUCUGAUACAAGAAAACAAAAAGACUCUGCCUUUCUAA
Molecule: messenger RNA, 2257 nt
Organism: Orussus abietinus
Lineage: Eukaryota; Metazoa; Arthropoda; Insecta; Hymenoptera; Orussidae
Exons: 12
Coding region: 74-2257 (727 amino acids)
Source: RefSeq, a predicted model, not a curated record